AUGUUAAUAUAUAUUGAACUAAUUCUUUCUGCAUCCAUCUGUACGACUGUAUGCCAUAAUUUACUAGGAUCUGGCAAAUGUAGCAUUAAAUAUAAUUCGACGGAUGUGAUUGUGACCUGUUCCUCGCUGACUGAGCCACCUAAGUCAAUCCCCAAAAACGUCACAAUUCUUCACUAUAUAAACUGCAAAGGCAAUAUUCUUUGCCAUGAAAAGGGUUAUGAAAAACUACGCGUGAUAGAUCUAUCCAAGAACAAAAUGGAUAACAUUCAAGAAGGAUGUUUCUCAGCGUUUCCUUCUCUUGAAAAUCUUUCAAUCUCUAACAAUGACGAGUUGGGAUUACACAAUCUCUACAAUGCGUGUUACGGACUUAACAAGACCAAAAUAAAGCACAUUUAUUCAAACAAUUUCAACCAGGUAGGAGUUACGUACCCUUUUCCCAGGAAUAUAUCUCUUCUGCUACAAAACACGUUUCUGCAAACGUUUCACUUGGAAUACAAUGAAAUCCGAACAGCAGAAUCCGGAGCCAUAUAUUAUAUGCCAAGAACCCUCCAAGAUGUUUCUGUCCGCGGCAACCGCCUUGAAACAAACCCGAUUUUUUUGGAGAUGACAAAUUUAACAAGACUUAGAAAACUUGACAUAAGUUUCCAAUGUUCAACACGCAAAUAUCGCUCUAGAUCACGAAGAAGAGUGCAUUUCCAACCAUAUUUUGAGAACCAAACGAAUUAUAUAGAUUGUAACAAAGAUAUGGUAGAAAGUAAUGUUCUCCGUUUACUACCAUCUAGUCUUCAAAAAUUGAUUGCCACAGGUUUGGGUUCUGGAUCCUUCUGCAUCCCGCGCUUGAACACCAGGAAACAAAGCAUGCUGGAAUAUAUUGACAUAUCGCGAGCCGGGUACUAUACGUGGCUCGGUCCAUUUAAUGCAAAUCAAUCCAAUAACAUUCGGACUCUUAUUUUAUCACACAACCAAUGUAGUGAAAUCAAAGAAGGAUUCUUUGACAGUUUGAAAAACUUAACCUAUCUGGAUAUAAGUUUUAAUUUUCUGGGUCCCUUCUUCAAACGCACAGAGAGCGGAAAUGUUUUCUGGGGACUAGACUCUUUAAAGAUUCUACUGAUGAGUUACAACCGAAUAAGCGAUGUUGAAAAAAAAUUAUUAGAACAUAAUAUUGAACUGGAGGAACUUAACAUCAGUAAUAAUGCACUAGAAAAUUGGACACUCGACAUCAGUCAUCUUCGAAGGUUAAAAUUCAUCGACUGUUCUUUCAACAAGCUAACUACUUUACCAAAGACUGUCAGAGAUAGUUUAGAUGAGACGAGUCAAAACCAUUCAGUGACACUAGAUUUUCAUCAUAAUAAGAUUUUAUGUUCCUGUGAAAAUUUGGACUUUAUAAACUGGUUGUUCACAUCGAGUGUGAACGUACGGUUAGCGACAACCGACCAAUGCACAAUGUACAACGGUAACUUAACCCAAGCUCAUCAACACUUGAAUGAAGAAUGCAGCAAAGGUCGCGAUAAAAGAGAAUGGCUUUAUCCCGUUCAGUUUCUCAGUAUUCUCUUCAUACUCUCUGUACUGGUUGUUAUUGUGUACAAGAAGCGCUGGGCUAUCAUUUAUCGCUGGUACUUGUUUCGUCUGCGUAGGAAAGGAUACACUCCAAUAGGGGGAUGUGAAGAGGGCUACAAGUAUGACGUAUUUCUGUCUUUUGCAGAUGAGGACAGAGUCUUCGUUGAUAAAGUUGUGGAGCAAUUGGAGAAAAAUGCCGACAUUCAGUUUAAUGUGUGUGUGCAUUACAGAGACUUUACUCCGGGAAAAUCAAUUUCCAAAAAUAUUGUAUCAGCUGUUCACACCAGCAAAAAGACAAUCGUGUUCAUGUCGCGUGCUUAUCUCAAAAGCCAUUGGUGUAACUACGAACUGCGCAUGGCGGUAACAGAGGAGAGUCACAUGAACCGCAAAGUAAUUAUAAUGACGGUCCUUGAAGAAAUACCCAAAGCAGAGCUCUCCUUAGAGGUCUUACACUAUUACAAGAAGAAUAGCUACAUUGCAAAACCAAACAACGAGCAUGAAAUGAAACUGUUCUGGAAAACUUUGAAAGGAGUAGUGGCGAAUGAUUAA
This is a messenger RNA of Saccostrea echinata, 2106 nucleotides long. Its product is annotated as toll-like receptor 4. Lineage: Eukaryota; Metazoa; Mollusca; Bivalvia; Ostreida; Ostreidae. Gene Ontology annotation, biological process: immune response; toll-like receptor signaling pathway. Gene Ontology annotation, cellular component: membrane. Gene Ontology annotation, molecular function: transmembrane signaling receptor activity; protein binding. The record is from RefSeq and is a predicted model, not a curated record. The transcript has a single exon. The coding region runs from base 1 to 2106 and encodes 701 amino acids.